GGGUAUUAGACUGCACAGCCCGUUUUAAUAUUGAAUUAACCCUUGAUGAGAACCUGCUAAAAAUCGUUACGAGAACGCUCACAGCGUUGAAAACAUAUUAGUUUGAGGCUUGUAGACCCGGGAAAUCUACACAUAUGUACCUCCCCCCCCAUCCACAGGUACAAGUCCAAGGUGGGCGUUUUCUCUUUGUCUCCCUGCUACCUCCACUUCCGCUGCUUGGUUCUCCGCUAUGUCUAUUGGCUACGAGGAACAAACGUACGUCGCCAUCCAAUCCACGACAUUCAGCUGGCAUACCCCCAAAAAACCACAGGAGACUACACGACAGCAUUGACUUCGCGGCCCUCUGUGCGUACCAGGAUGCCGUCGUCUCUUCAUUGUCUUCAGCGCUUAUAAAAGCUGAGUGUGCGCUGAAACAGUUCUUUUUCUCUACGAUCACCUCAUUACGUUGGCGGAAGAGGUCACGUAUAUAUGGGCACGUCCGAAGCGUGCAUCCGCGAUUUUAUUCCUCGUCAACCGGUAUCUAGGGUGUCUCUCGACAGUGGCUCAAGCAGCGGUGUUAUUCGUCGUUAUGUCACCAGAGGUUCGGCUUACCUGGCUCGCGGCAUUCAUAUCUUACCUUGUUCGGAUGUUGUUGUCCUUAGAG
Molecule: messenger RNA, 643 nt
Organism: Pisolithus orientalis
Lineage: Eukaryota; Fungi; Basidiomycota; Agaricomycetes; Boletales; Pisolithaceae
Exons: 1
Coding region: 135-524 (129 amino acids)
Source: RefSeq, a predicted model, not a curated record